CUCUAACAAAUACAGAUGCUCAAAAACUGCUUUGACAGGCAGUUAUCUUGUUUGUUUGUUUUUGGUUUAUCUACCUGUUGUCCUUAUAUUAAUCUCUCUACUUGCCUUCAGGUUUCUGAGGAUGGAACAGAUCCCAACCCUUAUGUGAAAACCUACCUGCUUCCAGAUCCACACAAGACCUCCAAACGCAAGACAAAGAUCUCGAGGAAAACCAGGAACCCUACUUUCAAUGAGAUGUUGGUGUACAGCGGCUACAGCAAGGAGAGCCUGGGUCUGCGGGAGCUCCAGCUGAGCGUGCUGAGUGCCGAGUCGUUGCGAGAGAACUACUUCCUGGGCGGCAUCACGCUCAGACUCAAAGACUUUGACCUCAGCAAGGAGACGGUCAAGUGGUACAAACUCACGGCCGUCCCGUACUUCUGAAACCUGCCUGCGCCGGAGCGGGGAACGACUCUGUGUCUGCAGGAGAAAAAACUACUGCAUUCACUUCAUAUGGGAACGGUGGCAGAUGCAGCCUUACCUGAAAAUACUAGUCACUGUAUUUAAUGGUUCAUGAAAAUACUACUUGGUGGAUGGACAUACUAUUUUUCUGACAUAAUCAGAUUUAAGGUAUAAGCAGUGAUAUUUGUUUUAAACCUAACAAACCAAAUGGACUGUUUGUUAAUACAUCAUGGCAGGCUACAGCGCGCUUGUUGCUUAAAACCAUGCAUCACUGUGUACAUACUGAUCAGUCACAACCUGGUUCUAAAGAAUGUCAUCAAGGUGGCUCCCACCAAGUUAUUGCUUAUGAUAAUGAUGAUGUUCCUGUAGUGGUUAUUCCCAUAUGACAUGAAUGCAGACUCCACCCGACGCACCCUAAGAAGGCGACCGUUUCACAAACCCUCAAAGUGGAGCCUGCUCUCCUCUCUUCCCAUCUUUAACUAAACAAGAUUGUUUCUGUGACAAACAAUCUUCACUUAUUGUGUCUCUCUUUUUCCUAAGCUAUAACAAAGAGCUGUAAUGUUUUGUACAUUUUGAUAUUAGAGGACCAAAAUGGCUUACUUUCAGAAGAGUAUAUAUAGAUUGACAUGUUUAUUUUUUAAGGAAUAGAAAGGGGGCUCAUUUUUACAUUUUCCUUGUUAAUUUUCUACAUAGACAAAUAGGAGGCGUCAGGUUUUCCUGCUUUGCAGCAGACACUUCUGGGUAGAGUAGUCCAACACAUCAGAUUCCAGGAAAUCAACAGUGACCUUAUGAUUCCCCACGAAAGUGCCAAGAGUAACGAGAAGGACGGCGAAUCAAACCACUCUCCGAGGAGGAACAGGGUGCCUUCGUUUGUGCUCACAAUCCCUUUUUAAUGCUCAACUUGGCCUUAUUGCUAAAUAUAUUUUAAUUACAAUGAAAUGUGUCCUUAUUAAAAGUUAUAGCAGUAGUUCUGCCAGAGCAGGUCUGAAGGUUUUUGUAAGAGUGGGCUUCCACUAAACGCACACUACCAGGUCUUUCUCUCGUGUUCUUACUUGACUAUUUUCACACAGCACACCAAAAGGGGAAUUUGUUUCAUAAGCUUUGGAUCACGCUCUGGAUGAAGAGACAAUGGUUGCUUGAUGACGCUGAUCAAAAGUCAGUUCUGUGUUUCCUUCAGGUGGUUCGAAACCAUAAUUCAGAUUUUUCAAAAAGCAAUUUAGGGACUGAGUUCAAACUGGAGUCUGGACAGGAGGCAGUCUGAGGCUGCAAUACCACACUGUGGUGUAAUGACGCCAUUAAAAGUAACUGGGUAACUUGUUUAUAACUGCCAGUGAAGUCCAGAUCCACGUUUAUAGGACAUUUAAGUUAAAGAACACUCUGAAUUUUGAGGACAUUUCGAGCAAACCUUUCUCAGAUCAUUGCUGAAAAGGCAACUUUGACUUAAAACAUCUUUACAAAAAGGGAACAAGUUUCUGAGAAUUAGCUGCUUCCUCUCGCUAACUAUAAAUCUAAAGUUGUUAUUAAUGUUUAAUAAUGAAAUGAAAUGUAUCUGAAAUAAUGAGAUAUUCAAGACAACUAUGAUCUAAGAGCAUCACUCACACUAUGAUAUUAGUGACUUGAUCCACUCUUUUAGUGACUGUACAAAGAAAGCAAGCAGAGUUUGUAUUAACAUGGCCAGUUAUUUAUUAUUAAUUGGUGACCUGUAACCCGAAUGGAUCAGUGUGUACUGUAAUCCCUCUUUCCUGAAGCAAAUUAAAUGUUUUUGGAAUAAAUGUCAUGCGACUC
This is a messenger RNA of Notothenia coriiceps (black rockcod), 2223 nucleotides long. Its product is annotated as phosphatidylinositol 4-phosphate 3-kinase C2 domain-containing subunit alpha-like. The record is from RefSeq and is a predicted model, not a curated record. Lineage: Eukaryota; Metazoa; Chordata; Actinopteri; Perciformes; Nototheniidae. Gene Ontology annotation, cellular component: exocytic vesicle; plasma membrane. Bases 16 to 420 code for a protein of 134 amino acids. Gene Ontology annotation, biological process: exocytosis. Gene Ontology annotation, molecular function: neurexin family protein binding. The transcript has 2 exons.